Cryptococcus deneoformans JEC21 is the source of this 1691-nucleotide messenger RNA. RefSeq lists its product as hypothetical. The coding region runs from base 115 to 1626 and encodes 503 amino acids. NCBI's taxonomy places the organism in Eukaryota, Fungi, Basidiomycota, Tremellomycetes, Tremellales, Cryptococcaceae. The transcript has a single exon. The record is from RefSeq and is a predicted model, not a curated record.
GAAAUCACUCGGUGCUCGACAUCUUCGUUCACCAAUCAGUUCUCUGGCGAGCUGAGCUUCAUCUGCAAAUCCUCGCUCACAGUAUAACACCACUCUCAAGAGGGGCUAUCCACCAUGCCGCCCCUCUUCACUUCCACUUCGCUCACCACCUUCAUACGGCAGAUACGUGGUGUAGCAAAAUACAUUCAACAGCCUGCUACUGUUAUGUCCCGUACAGCACCAAAACGUACUAUCAACACCCUCGGUCGCGCACGAAACGCUGUUCAUCACCUUGCACACCAGACAUUUCCUAGUCUUUCCACCCCAGCUCAUCAGCUUCACCAGUCUACGACUAUUAGGGCAGGCGUAAGAUUUGCCACCUCGUCUGCGGGGAGUUCCUCCUCAAAAACUUCCCAAAGACAUCUAGGCGCCGUCGGUCGGGCAUUGCAGGCAUCCAAACGCCCUCAAUGGGGCCGCGGUCGAUCUAUCCCCUCCAACGUUGGGCUUGGAUCCGCUCGUGGGUUUGCGUCUGCUCCAGCAGCUGGCGGGAUUCCCGGCAAUAUCCCUAUCGUCCUUCGCGCCUUUGCAAACCUUGUCGACGACGAUUGCUCAGGAAAGAAGUCUCUUCCUCGUGCUAGCCGAUACUCCCCAUACGCACGCAAGGCGAGACGCACUAGGCGAAAGGUCUGCAAGUCUAUCGACUCUUCUUUCAUCUCCGACUUGCACCAUUAUUUCCCUCGUGUCGCCGCUUCCCAGCUUGACGAGGUCAAGGUCGACCUUCCCCCUCUUCCUGAACAGCUUGUGACACCCGGCAAGACUGCCACCCUCGCUAUCCCUCUUUCUCCUUCUCUUGAAGCCUUGCUUCACCCGACUUCUUCAUUGACGUAUCCCGAGACGUCUAUCGGAGUCCACAUCCUUGCACGUCUUACUGCGGGCCUCUUGCCAAUUCACUCCGCCUUCUCUUUACACUCCUCAACCAGAGUCAUUCCUCUGUUGACAAAGCUUGAUGGAUUGGGUGUGAUGGAGUUUCAUCCUGGUGGUCCUAAUGUUCUGGCAGAAGUUGUGAGGGAUCCCGAAGGUCGCCCAGAUAUCUUGAGGUUGAUCUUUGAACAAAGGUCAUCAGAGAACGUGAAGGCGUUGUUGGGGGGGAGCUUGAGAGAGAACGAAGAAGGCGAGUGGUGGGCGUUGUGGGACCAGGAGGAUAGGGUCAUGGAGUUGACACAAGGUGAGAGAAGAGCAAUGAUGGAGAGAUGGGACGGAGGCGAAGAGAAGAAUGAGCAUGAUCAAGAAUCACUUGUUUACCCGACACUCGACAUGUCUCUUGUCAAUUCAGUCGAUCCUCUUGUUACACCUCCGCCACCUAGCGAGGUUUCUUCUCUCAACAGCACCCCUUCCACCCAAUCGACGCUUUCCCUGUCAUCGCUUCUUUCUGAUAUGGAUGACUCGUUGGAAGGGUGGUCCAUUCCUCCAUCAGAAGCGGACACAGAUGUUGAUUCUGUCUAUUCAGGAAGUGAGGAGUGGGGCGAUGUCAGCUCGAGGAUAGUCAGUAUACAUAGCGAACAAGGGGAAGAGAGUAGUGACGGUGUCGUCUCUGUAUGGUGGGCCGGUGCAGGGGAAGGUUUUGGUUUCGUAGCUCAGCCGUGGUGAUUGUCAGUUUGUUUGUACUAUUAGCUAGUUCUCUGGUUCCUAUGCAGUAUAUAUACUUGCAUACA